Molecule: messenger RNA, 8779 nt
Organism: Diorhabda carinulata
Lineage: Eukaryota; Metazoa; Arthropoda; Insecta; Coleoptera; Chrysomelidae
Product: MAP/microtubule affinity-regulating kinase 3-like
Exons: 14
Coding region: 623-3589 (988 amino acids)
Biological process (GO): intracellular signal transduction; protein phosphorylation; microtubule cytoskeleton organization
Cellular component (GO): cytoplasm
Molecular function (GO): protein serine/threonine kinase activity; tau-protein kinase activity; ATP binding
Source: RefSeq, a predicted model, not a curated record
UCCGCACGAAGAGAUAAUUCUCCUUAAAAGAUCGAAACGUUGUCAUUUUGACAAAGCUCUUGGAUAGUUUUAUUUUGAGUCUUCAACUCUCAACACCAUUCCAGUCGAAAUUUAAAAGUAUUUCUAAUAACCAAAACUCAAAUUAUUAUAUUCCUAAAAAACUUUGAGUUGUCCUGCAACUUUAGUUUCGACUGGUUAAAUAAUUAUGAAAAAUGUUACUUAUCGACUGUACUAUAUAUAACAAUCUAGCAACAACCUUGGAAAUACCUCGUAUGUGUUCCAGUUUAAUAAACAACAGUCGGUGGAGUAGAAUCAUCGCGAUUAUCUCCCAAACAUCGUCGAUAAUAUUAAUUUUUAUUGAAAACGAAAAAAAAAAGAAUAGAAGAAUUGGAUAAUUUGCGCAGUCGCAAGUGAUAAGAGCGUGUGAGAUCAGCUGUAAAUUUCGCUCUUUCAUUGUUUUCGUCGUCGUCGUUGUUUACCGCACUGUGAUCUAGUAGUUAUAAUUUUUUGCGCCAUCUGCUCGAUUCAUAUCUCGAUUCAAGGAAAAUUAUUGUACAUAACAAAAUGAACAGUUUCGUUUUUGAUUUCGGCGCGAUUGUCCGAUUGGCGACAGAAUUGAAAUAUGAGCGAAGGAGUUAGCCCUUGGAAGAUCAACCAACAUGAUCUCGGAUUGACUACUUUGAAAGAUAGAAGAGAAAAAAUUACGAAAGCCGGAAAAUAUUCCGAUCGGUAUAAAGACGCUUUUUCUCAUGAAGUGCCCGACGAAGAAAAAUUCCCUUUGAGUGUAAAGUGUCGCGAUACGAUGGAACUAUAUCGAAAGUUAGCGAAAGGUGGAAGAUCGGACGAGUCUUCCCCGACGGCUUGUUCGAAAUUUACAACCGAAAAAAUGAAAUUGGCUGUAGGUAAAAAAGGUAGUAACGCUACCAAUGACUUGAAUAAACAAGAAAACGCCCUUAUAGCGUUCAAAUUAGUACCGGAAGGUACUCACAAACCAAGCAGUCCCUUAGCUCUCUCUCAGAAAGGGAAUACUAAUAAAACUAGAAAAAGUGUUAAUAUUUAUAGUGUAAAUACGGCUGUGCCUCCACCUAGUCCAAAAUUAAUCGGAUCACCACCCGGAUUUCCACCAAAACAAGCUUCGCCAGUUGCUCUAAGUACCAUUUUAAACGGAAACAACAAUACAUUAGAUAGUGCCCUAUCCCAUUUACAGAACGUAGAAAACAUCAUCAGCAAAUUGGACGAACACGAAAAAAAAGAAAAUAAUCUAAAGAAAUUUGAAGAAUUGAUUAAAAAAUUCAAUCCCAAAGCAACGGUUACCACUAAAGCUAAAAUAGCCCCUGUCGAAUUAACUCCAAAACCUUUAGAAGUAUCCGGCGAACUUCUCAAAUCCCAAGAACACAUAUUGAGUCCUAUCAAACAUUUUAGCGAAGUCGAAGAUUUACCUGGUAAAGGACUAAAAGAAGAAGACGAACAACCGCAAAAUUUUAACAGAGAUGUUAAAGAAAGAAAAAGCAUGGAUACCAAAGAAAGUAAACCGAAAGUUAUUAAACAACCUUUGAGUAGGACAGCUUCUGAUGCCCAGGAAAAACCCGUUAAUAAUAUGAAAAGACAGCCUAGGCUUUCUAGGGAACGCACUUCACGCAAAACCAAUGACAGUACAGUGGAAUCGACGCGCAGCAGUUCUGCGUCGAUGCGGAACAGAUCGAGAGUGGGAGAAGAACCGACCAUCGGCAAAUACAAAUUACUCAAAACUAUCGGCAAAGGUAAUUUCGCCAAAGUCAAAUUGGCCAAGCACGUGCCGACGGGAAAAGAGGUGGCAAUCAAGAUCAUCGAUAAAACUCAGCUGACACCUGGUUCACUCCAAAAACUAUUUAGAGAAGUAAGAAUAAUGAAAAUGUUAGACCAUCCGAAUAUAGUGAAACUAUUUCAAGUUAUCGAAACCGAAAAAACUUUGUACCUGGUUAUGGAAUACGCUUCAGGUGGUGAAGUAUUCGAUUAUCUCGUCCUGCACGGCAGGAUGAAGGAGAAAGAAGCUCGUGCUAAGUUUAGGCAAAUCGUCUCUGCAGUACAAUACUGCCAUCAAAAAAGAAUUAUACACAGAGAUUUAAAGGCUGAAAACUUAUUGUUGGAUAGUGAAAUGAAUAUAAAAAUUGCCGAUUUCGGUUUCUCUAACGAAUUUACACCUGGAAAUAAAUUAGAUACUUUUUGCGGGAGUCCACCGUAUGCAGCCCCCGAACUUUUUCAAGGUAAAAAAUACGACGGUCCUGAAGUGGACGUUUGGUCGUUAGGCGUUAUCCUUUACACGCUCGUAUCCGGUAGUCUACCUUUCGACGGAUCGACGUUGAGAGAACUAAGAGAACGAGUUCUAAGAGGAAAAUAUCGAAUCCCUUUUUACAUGAGUACCGAUUGCGAGAAUCUUUUGAAGAAAUUCCUGGUUCUGAAUCCGGCCAAAAGAGCCAGUUUGGAAACCAUCAUGAAGGACAAGUGGAUGAACCAGGGGUAUGUUGGAUACGAGAACGACGAAUUAAAACCUUACGUCGAACCGGAACAAGACAUGAGCGAUCCAAAAAGGAUAGAAGCUUUAGUGUGUUUAGGUUUCAAUAGGUACGAUGUAGAAAAUUCGUUAGAUUCGCAAAAAUACGACGACGCUUUCGCGACGUAUUUGCUAUUAGGAAGAAAAAGUACAGACCCGGAAAGUGAUGGUAGUCGAAGCGGUAGCAGUUUAUCUUUGCGCAACAUGACCGGACAACAACAGGCUGCGCCCCAACCAGCUAUACAAAGUCCUCAACAUAGAGGCGUGCAUCGCUCUAUUUCUGCGACGCACGCUAAACCAAAUAGGCGAGCAUCCAGUGGCGCGACAGGGCCCGGUUUGGCACUUUUACCAGAUCUCGCGCUCCAAUUACAUAAAAAAAGUGAAACAUUAAGAACAGGCGCUCAACCCCAAGUACCUGCCGCUCAAAUUAACAAUCAACAAUCGUCCGGUUUUAAACGACAAAAUACCGUCGACAGUGCUACCAUUAAAGAAAAUAGCGCAAGACUAAACGCAAGACCUGCCAGUGCUCAACCCAAAACUACGACGGAAAACAGUAUACAAGCUCCGACUAAAGCUCGAACAGUAUUUAAUAAGAACCAAGCAUUAUCUUUAGGAACUACUGUCGGUCGAAGAUCCACGAUCAGUUACGAUGGCAAAUCGGACAGUACGGAAAAAACAAAUAUGUCCGCCGAUACACCGGGACCUGAUGCUAUCGGCGCCGGAGAUACUUUAAGGCCUGGAAAGGGCCACGUGAAAUCGGCAUCGGUCAGUAGUAGCGGCCCUGAGCCAGCUACUGACCCUUUACGCACUAGUAGUCGCACAACUGCUUCACCAGCAGUCACCAGGCAACAGGCCUUCCCCAGGAACACUUCAUCGAGGAGCACUUUCCAUUCUGGUCAAACCCGGCCUAGGGCAACGUACGCCCAAGGAUCACCCGGUGAUUCUCCCCAUACCAGACCCUCGUUUUUUUCAAAAUUCAGCCUCAAGGGUUUCACGAAAAGGAGGAGAGAGAUUUCGGGGGACGUACCACCGCACCAAGAAGUUCCUCCUCCAGAGUAAGCAUCAUGACUCCAAGGCCAAGUCUUCCAAGAAUCAGGUAGUUGAAUACUCGAUCGGAGUCAAGAAGGUUUGGAUGAUAAUAAUAUUUGGAUUACAGAGGAACGAAGAGCUUAAAAAAAGUGAUAUUAAACUAGUUUUAUUUUUAUUCAUGCACUUAUUGGCGUAUUUAAUCGUUUCUAAAACACUUUUAGAUAGAUUUCUUAUGAUUCUAUUUCUCAUAUUUUAAAAUAAUUGUAUCAAAAUGGAUAAAAAUGACUGUACGAACACAUUUACUUACAUCAUUAUUACUUUUUACCUGUUUAUCAUAUUUGAUUGAGUGUACUCUUACUUUAUUGAACGUUUUCAAUACUUACAAUAUCAGAACAAAAUUAUUUUACAUCUCAAAGCGAUUCUAUGUCUCCUAAAUAUACUUACCACAAAAAAAACUGACUAAACAAUGUGUUACAAACCCAUAAUUUCUCAUGCACACUAAAGUGUCUAUAUUUAGUACCAAUAAGAAGGUAGGUAUUCCAUUCCAAGUUACCUCAACCAUUUUGGUUUUGAUUGAAUACAUAAUUUCUCUGGUAUUAUUCUUUUAAUAAAAACCAAUGGUGAUCUGCUACCAUAUCUAAUAGUAACCCUCACUAUAACGCCAACAUUAUGGUGUACAUAUCAAAUUGUCAAUCCUGUUAUCCUUCACGUCACCUUUUCUCUGUUGCCCGGCCAUUUUUAACUCCUGAUAUAGAAAAAAUUCAUUGUAGGUAGUACCCUGUCGGGCUGUGGAAAUAUCAAUCAACCAAUAAUCUUUCUGUGCUCUUAAAACCAUCAAUUUAUGAUUUCCUGAGUUCUAAGAUGACCAAAGUUACUGGUUCUACGAUCUAAGUCUUCUUGAUUCCACGCCCAUAGAUAAUGUAGUUUAGAGGAAAAAGAUAUGUUGAUGUUAUCGGAAAUCACCUAACAUAACCAGGCGAAUCUUAUACACUCUAGGCAUUUUACUUGCCAAAAAAAGGUUUAUAACAAAAAUCACUACUUGGCUAGCUUAGAACUCACUAAAAUAUCUAUUCUAGUGAAGGGUCAUCUAUAUUUUAUUCAAGAUCUAUAGGGCGUUUAUUUGGGAUUCUAAAAAAGGGUUUAUUGGAGGAUGUCCCUCUAGUAGAUAAUGAUAUUUGCUGCUAUGCUUCUGGUUUUCUUCUGUGAUGUACGGUAUGCCAAGGUGUUUAUGGAGAGUAUCAUAUGAUAAGUGCUUCACCAUUGCACAAAGUAUUUUCUAUUGAGACCUCUGAAGGAAGGUGGACGGUACUUGAUUUACUGCCACAACCCCAAAGUUCUAUACCUUAAUCCCAUGAAUUAAUAUCUUGUUGUCCAUAGUUAAUUUGGAUUUUCUUCCUAGUAACUUUGAAGCUCAAAUCACUUUUUGACUAUGUGCUUUUUCCAGCUUAGGUUUGAAUCCAAGAUAACGGAAUGAACGUGUUGCUAGUAUUUUUACAUGAUUCAUAUUGACUGUUGGACAUUGAUUCUUUCCCAAAUUCGAUGUUAUCUCUGCUUUCAACUUCCUCGUUCAAUCCUCCAAGAGGUUUAAAUGGUAUUUGAUGAACUAUCACAGUUGCUGGAUCUUUGUGACUAUAUAAAAUCACUGUAUCAUCUGCAAAUGUUUUUACUACAGUAUUUGCAGUCGUAUGAAGACGUAGUGAAUAAAACAAUAGCCCCCAGAACACUGUGGUACUCCAGACUAUAUCAGGAAGACUUCUCCUUUGAUUCCGGUAUCAAAAUAUUUGCUUGUUAAGUGAAAUUUGAAUAAUUUGAAGUAAAUGGGGGGUAAUGUUUUAUUUUGAAAUGAAGGCUUUUUUUCAUAUGUGGUUGAAAACUGCAUGUUACGUACAAUUUUUGAUCCAAUUUUGCACUUAAUUUUGUUUUAUCAAUUUUCUACUCCUCAGUAGUUGGAUUUUUAGAUCACUAUUACCAUAUUAGGAUUUUGAAAACACUGUAUAACAAUAUAUUAUAUAUAAAGAAAGAACAGUUUAAAUGUUUUUUAUCCAUAUAUUAUUAACUUUUUGAAAUAAAGGGUGUCCUUAAUCAAGAUCAUUUUGUACAACUCUUCUUAAAUAUAUAUAUAUCAGCAACUUUCCAUUUUAUUAUUAUUUUUUUCGGUUGAAAUACAUAGCAGAAACUUAUUUGACUAAGAAAUUUCGAAGAAAAAUUAUAUAAUUUUUCAACGCUCAGUAUUUAAAAAAGUAUAUAAAUUGACGACCAUUCUAUUAAUAUACAAUUUGUAAAAUCUGGUAAUCGAAAUAUGUGAUUUCGUUUAGAUUUUUAUAGUCUGAUUCGUUUUCCUAGAGAAAACAAAUUUUGACGUUCACAAAUGUAAAACUACUGAAAUAUUUGAGAAAAAAUCUAAUUCAAACAAAAUUUUUUAAUAAACACCACAAAUCAUAACCUCACAUUAUAUUUGUAUUUAGUCCUUUAUUUUCAAUUUUGUAAUGAGUACUAAAUUAGAACAGCAACAAAUUUUUUAAUGCUUUUUUAUCCAAUAGUUAUUAAAACCUCGACGAAAAUAUUUUUUUAUUUCAUUUUGCUAGUUAGUAUCUAAUCCAUUAUGCCAGAGAACCGACAAUAUCGCAUUAAAUUUGAAAAAUACCAGACCUAACCUCAACUACUUUCAAUUUUGUUAUCAACAUCUUAUGGUUCCAUUUUCCUCAGACUCGAUCGAAGAUAUUUAAGACACAUUUAACAAAAUAAUUAAAAAAAUCUCAAAUUUUGUGAAUCGAAAUCCCUUUUCAGAGAAGCUCUUUUAAAAUUAGUGAUAAUUUAAUGCCAUAUUGUCCGUUAAUAUUAGUGCAAUAAUUUUAGGAAAAUGUUUACUCUAAGCUUAAAUUUGUAAGUAUGGGAUCUCAAGUUAUGAUUUGAAAUUUACUUUUUAUACAUUUUAACGUUCAUAUUCUGUCAAACAAAAAUGUCAAUUAGAAAAUAAUCAAUGUUGAAUACUAGUUUCACUGCAAUCUCUAUUUUCUUGACAUGGAGCUUUAAAUUGCUUAAUCAAAAUAUUGCUACAGGAUCUUGGCCACCAAUAACAAAAUAUAUUUCUCUUUUGUGUGGCUGUUAACCCCCAAAAUUAAAAUAACACCAUCAAAAAUCAUAAAACAUAAGGUUUCGCUACAGAAAAUGAAGAAGUAAAAAUGCUUCAAUUGGUCAAGGAAAGUGACUAGAUUUCUAUGAAUCUUGCUCUAUGUUAAGUGACCUUUAGAAACGUCUAAAUUUUCAAAAUAACUGGCUCUAAGACCUUGGUUUUCUUUAGCUUACGCCUGUUAGCACUGCAGUAUAAUGGAUCAAAAUUUAUUGAUUUCAUUGGAAAUUUUCCCUUUCUGUUUCAAUAAAACCGACACCAAACUAAUGCAUGAAUCUUGCUCUAUGUUAAGCGACCUUUGGAUGCGUUCUAAUUUUCAAAUAUUAUUUCGGUUUUACCUAUAUUUAUUAAUUUCCUAAAAAAAACAUUACUCGGUUAGUUUUUGUUCAUAAGGUCAAUUUACAUUGCACCGAUGGGGGCUACCAGGGCUGCAUUUUCCCCUAGAGGUGAAUUUCUCCAAAAUGGCAUAUCAGAUGUUUGGGAGAAGGUUUCAAGAAUAAAAAGGUUUUCAAUACAUAUCUCUGUGAAUCAUUUCUCACUACUGCUUUAAGAAAAUAAAUGAUUUAUAUGUAAAUUCAGUUGCUAUGUACUUAAUAACAAGUUUUAACCUUACUUUUCCGUGGUAUAAAAACCGUAGCCCUCAUUGUUUUCAGUGGUACAAAUAUUGAUACCUUGUUAUAAGAUAUGGACUAGUGUUCAAUAUUAACACGACAUGCUAUUUAUUUCAUAUCUGUACAGGUUGUCUCAAAUAAGUUCCUUUUCAAUAUAUCAUUUACAACUAUUUUUUUGUUAAUUUACGGAAAAAUAAUGAAAAAUUGAGAUAACCUGCACUUGUAAUCUAAGACCAAAGUAUUAAUAACAUUUUCUUUAGUUUAUUAUUGUAUAUUCGACUGUUGAAUUAUGUAUAUGAAUUUAUAAGGUUAAUAUAAAUAGUAUCAAUAACUUAGUAGCUCUUAUUUCUGUCGUUACUUUAUACUAUGUGUUUUUUUUAAACAAAAACUAGUAAUAAUAACCACAAAUAUGUCUGAAAAGUUUCAGGAUUCAGUCAUAGUACGCUGGGCUAUUUGACUCUGUUAUAAGCAUUAUUCAAAUCUCUAAACUAAACAAUUAAUCUUUAUAGAUCAACAUUUUUGCUUUAAACUAUGUUCUAGAUGUCAAUAGUGUUACAACUUUUUCGAUUUUUGCUUCACACUAAGUCAACAUUUAACAAAAAAGCUCAAACGGUUUAGUUUUAUUUUUAGGAUUGGUUAUAUAGAAUUGAGGGGAUUUAAAUUUAACAUUUAGACAGUCGAUUUUUUUCAAUUUCUACCGGGAAAGAUAUUUGAAAAGUAUGUGAAACAUUAAUGUCGAUUAGAAUCGAUUAAUCGAGGUAUCGAUUUCUCAGACUAAAUAAAUCAAUAUGUUGUAUUGAAUUGAUUCAGUGAAUAGAUAUUACACCCUUGAAAAUCGUCUCAUUUUUUUGUGUUUUGGUGAAAAUUAUUUACAAUUAGUUGAAUGUACUCGUGAUAUUACUGUUGCCGGUUAAAGGGUUAAUUACUCAAAAACUCGCAAAAUGACUGCGAGCUUAGUUUCCUCAAGGCUUAAACGAAGAAUUUGAACAUUAUUUAUCGCAAGCAGUUGUACUACCAAAGUAUGAUCCUAUACUUUACUGGCAAGAACAAAAAAAUCAUCUGUUCCUUGUGAGAAAGUUUUAAAAUAGGUGAAACCAAGGAACUAUCUAUUGAAACUCGUACAUUAAUCACAAAUCUUCAUAAUUAAAACAAAAGUAACCUACCAGGAGCUUGAGCGAUAGAGAACGUUUCCAAAACGGUUUUGAAAAACCACAUCCGCUGAAGAUGAAUGUUUUGAAAUGAUCAGUACACGAUCAGCGAGUCACGCACCCAGAGAUAGCGGUUCAUAUCAAUAGAUCUAUGGAUGUACUUCUAUAGUCAAAAAAUAGUCUUUCUGGAAUGGUAGCAGUGAAGAAACCUCUUUUAAGACGUUAAAAUGACAUUGUGGUGGGCUAAAGAACAUAAUUGGUCGCAUGAAAAGAUGGGAGAGUGAUUAAUGGAGUUAUAAGUCAAAGUUUGAGGUAGUUUGGUCUAAGAAAA